Rhizophagus irregularis DAOM 181602=DAOM 197198 is the source of this 1678-nucleotide messenger RNA. The record is from RefSeq and is a predicted model, not a curated record. NCBI's taxonomy places the organism in Eukaryota, Fungi, Glomeromycota, Glomeromycetes, Glomerales, Glomeraceae.
UUCAUUUAUAAAAUCUAUUUAUAUAAAAUUUUUUGCUAAAAAUUAAACAUGAAAAUUUCAUAGAUGGCAAGAGCUAAAAAGAGAGAUAAUGAUCGCUGGAUGAUGCGCAGAUGGGGUAAACAAAAUGACAAUGAGAAAAAAAUAGCAGAUGAAGAAGGUGGUAUUGUUGAACUAAAAUCAGUCAUGAAGACUGUUGAAAACGAAGAAGAUUUAUUUGGUUCUGAUGAUGAAGGUUUAAGAAGACCGAGAAGAGGAAUUGAAAGCGAUGAAGAGAUGGAAUUUGAGCAAGUAUUUGAAGAUGACGAAGAGGAAUUGCCUGAUGAUGCUAAUCCUAUUGAUGAAGAAAACGCUGAAGUUGUUAAAUUAAAGAAAAAAGCCAUUCACAAACCCACAUCUCUUGAAGGAGAAGAUGAGAAUGAAGAUUCUUUUAAAUUAACUCAGGAGGGAAUGCAAUUAAAGAAGUUAGUAAGAAAAUUUGAUGACAAUGAAGCUUAUGACGACAGUGAUCAAGAAUCGAAUCCUUACGCGAGUGAAAUUGAGGAAUCUGAAGAAGAAUUAAGUUCAGAAUCCCCUGCAAUAACACCAAUUAUUGGAGCUGCUGGUACUAAACCUUCUCCUGCAGGUAAAGCACCUACUAAGCCAAAAACGUCCACAAAAGGUAAAACACCCGCGAAAUCUACUGCUGAAAAACCAAAAGGAAAGAUUGCUACAGCGUCCAAAACAAAAUCAACAGCUGCUAAACCAAUCAAAAGUCUCUCUAAUUUGUCGGCUAGUGAAGAAGUACCUGUGAAACAAAAAUUGAAAGGUAGUGAUAUACCUGCUGCGAAAGUCCCAUCAAAAUCACAUGUUAAAAAUAUGACUGCAAUUCCAAUGUCAUCUACUCCCGAAGACUCAACGAAAAAGCCAUCCUCAAAACCUAAAAGUGUGAAAAGUGUUUCACCUACAUCAUCAAAAACUUCCGCGUCUCAAUCACAAAUUGCUCUCAAAAAGCAAAAACCUGCUACUACUGUUCGACAGCCUGUCUCAGAGAUGGCAACCUCUUUUGGAAAGAAAUCGUCCGCACACGAUUCUUUUGUAUCUGAUGAUGAUAAAUCCAUUAAACGGACUAAGCAAAGUGAAACUUCAACAGCUACUGCAAGUAUUAAUCGCUCAGCAAAUGCAAAUAUUUCAUCUACUGUUCGCACAUCUAAUGGCGGGGUUGUUAAGCGUGUUCGUGAAGGAGAAGAUUCUACGUCUUUCACAGGCAAGAAAGUUCGAACUGAUAAAGUUUCUGGUCCUCAGACAUCAACAGCUACUCAAGGUACCGACUCCUCAAACUCCCGAUUAAUCUUGGAGAGAGAAGUUCGGCAAAUAAUCAACAAGAAUAGUGAGCUUACAGUGACUACAAUUAUUAAAGCAUUUCGUAAGCGAAUCCACGAGGAUGCGCGCAAUAAAGAGCGCCUUCUUGAGAUAACUAAGAACAUUGCUGUCCUUAAGAAUGGCUAUCUAGUUUUGAAAUAAACAAUUAACUAUUUUUGUCUUAAAUGAGUAGUAAUAACAGCUAGUAAGGGUUACGUGGUUGAACACCCAACAAAGUUGUGGUUACAUGAGAGUUAUUAAAGGGAUGUGUGAUGAUAAAUUGACACAAUUUUUGAGAAGAGAGUGUUUAGAAAUUUUCUUUUUUUUUAAAAAAAAAAAA